Salvia splendens (bonfire salvia) is the source of this 663-nucleotide messenger RNA. RefSeq lists its product as uncharacterized. Gene Ontology annotation, molecular function: DNA binding. The record is from RefSeq and is a predicted model, not a curated record. The transcript is spliced from 2 exons. The coding region runs from base 5 to 634 and encodes 209 amino acids. Lineage: Eukaryota; Viridiplantae; Streptophyta; Magnoliopsida; Lamiales; Lamiaceae.
AGUAAUGGAGAUGAAGAACGAUGAGGAUUCAUCGUCGGAACAAAGAGUCGUCUAUGAAUACGAUUUCUUCAACGAAAACCGCACCUGCCCCAUUCGCAGUCACAUUCUCCCAAUUGAAAGAGAAUCAACACCAGCGGAGAUGAAGAAACAAAGAGUCGUCUAUGAAUAUGAUUUUUUCGACGAAAACCGCACCGGCCCCAUACGCAGUUUCCUUGUCCCAAUUGAAAGAGAAGCAACUCCAGCAGAUAUGUUUGAAGUGUUUGAAAAGACGCUGGAGGCCAUGGACUUGUCGAACACGCUUUUCGUGAGGGAGAUCGAGAGAGUAAUGUGGUUUCUUAGAGAAAAAGAGAGAAAGAAGCUAGAGAGAGGAGGGUUUCUUGAGGUUCCAACGAUAGAUCCAAGUGGCAACGUUUACAAGAUGCAGUUGAAGCAAAGCCCUAUCUUCAUCGGCGUGGCUGAGAUGAGUGGAGAAUGGGCCAAGCUUGUUGGUGACAACAAAUUGAAGAAAGGGGAUUGGGUUUAUGGUUGGGGAUAUCGCAGAGACGGACACUUCUGCAUCGCCAUCAAUUACCUGAGGUUUAAGGCCUCAUGCGAUUGCAAUAAAAGUUUACUUCUACCUUUUAGUUGUUUUUAGUUUUGACUUAGAGUCAAAUUCUAUCCCGU